AUGAGUCAACACACUUCACAUGAUUGUCAGUGUCAUUUAUCAUCGAAUAUAAAUACAGGUGUGUACGAAACGCUUGAUGAAUUAGAAUUUCGCCGUGGACUUUGGUCGUUCGCUCAACAAAAUGAUCUCGAUGAACUUCGCCGACGAUUGCAAUCGGCAGAUUGUAAAACAAUCAAUAAAGCAGAUUCCGGUGGUUAUAUGCCAUUGCAUUAUGCUGUUCGCUUUCAACCAGCUGAUGCUUGUCUUUUGCUACUUGAGCAUGGUGCUGAUCCUAAUUGCCAAACUCGAGCAUCACAAUCGACUCCACUUCAUCGCGCUGUAACAUUCAAGAAUAUCGAUGCGAUUCGUCAUUUACUUCGUUUUAAAGCGGAUCUGACUUUGAAAGAUAUUGAUGGGCAAACGCCGAUAGACAAAGCGACGGCGCUCAAUCAAGAAAUUGCCGACAUUCUUCGACAUUCUCAAUCCUAG
This is a messenger RNA of Adineta ricciae, 468 nucleotides long. The record is from the annotation of a GenBank genome assembly. Lineage: Eukaryota; Metazoa; Rotifera; Eurotatoria; Adinetida; Adinetidae.